Darwinula stevensoni is the source of this 3250-nucleotide messenger RNA. The record is from the annotation of a GenBank genome assembly. Lineage: Eukaryota; Metazoa; Arthropoda; Ostracoda; Podocopida; Darwinulidae.
AGAUAAUCAAAGAGACAAUAUCACUGAACCUCUGCUUCAUCGAAGCGCCAUCUCCGUCCAAGAUAUCUGGCCAGUGCUUUCAUCAGAGAGGUGAUCGAGCCGAGACCCGCGUCUCUCGGAGUGUGCCUACCCGUGAUGUGACGCCCUCCCUUCCCCCGCGCCCCCCCAAAGGAUGGACAGAAGGCCCAGGAACUUCCAGCUGGGCAGGCCUCCCCCGCGCAAUUUCCCCGGGCGCCACCCGCAUCGCCCAGGAGGCUUGGACGAGGGAGAGGAGCCAUUCCCGAGCCUGUCGGACUUCCACGACUACGAGCCGAACCUGGAAUUCGAUGACACAGAGGUGGUGCAGCAGGCCGCUGCCGCCGCUUCUCAAGACGAAGUGGGAGAAGAGGAGGUGUGCGGGGACUACGCGGAGACGCCGGUGUCGGACGGGACGAUCGAGGAGAACUUCGAGAAGGAGCUUGGGGCCUUCCAGAGCCUGGCCCUGGAGGGGGUCGGGGGGCUCCCCAAGGACACCAACGGCCUCAACGGGGCCGUGGGCCAGGGUGCUGCCAAGCGGAAGGGCUCGCAGGAGUCGGAGGACUUCGGCGACAUCGCCAAGUACGGGAUCGUGGAGGUGGUCGGGGACGACACGUACGGGCGGAAAGUGAUCGUCGUCUCCGCCUGCAAGCUUCCCUCUAACAAAGUCCUCGAUCACGAGCGAUUCCUCAGGUAUCUGCUGCACACAUUGGAUCAAUAUGUCGAGGAAGACUACAGUCUUGUGUACUUUCACCAUGGGCUGAACAGCAAGAAUAAGCCACCUCUCACAUGGCUUUGGCAUGCUUACAAAGCUUUUGAUCGACGAUACCGUAAGAACCUCAAAGCUCUCUAUCUAGUCCACCCCACCAACUUCAUCCGCAUCGUCUGGCAGGUCUUUCGGCCUGCAAUCAGUGUGAAGUUUGGAAGGAAGAUGAUGUAUGUGAAUUACCUCCAUGAACUGAAACAGCACCUUCACUUGGAGCAAGUCUGCAUUCCCAAGCCAGUUCAAGAACACGAUGACAGACUGAUGCAACGGUUGGGAUCGGCCAAACCGACGUCGUCUCAGACCAACGAUGUUGGGGUGAGCACAUCCACAUUCCACUGCCCAUUGGAGACGAAGCAGUUUGGAAUGUCGCUGCAGUUCAUCAAAGAGCAUUGUGGGAAGGGACAUCCCAUUCCUCCUGUGGUCAGAGCCACCGUUUCGUACCUCUCACACCCUGAUGCCCUAGAGACAGAAGGGAUAUUCAGGAGGUCAGCUGGAACUGCAAUGGUUAAAACCAUCCAGGAGAAGAUUGAUUUGGGAGAAGAAGUGGAAUUCCAAAGUCCUCAUGUUGCUGCUGUCAUUCUCAAGAAAUUCCUUCGAGAGCUUGAGGAACCUCUCAUGACCUUUGAAUUAUUUGAAACCAUUGUCCACUUUUGUGACCUCCCAAGAGAUGAUCGACCUUCCUUGGUCAAGAACUUGAUCCUGGAAAGACUUCCCAUGGAUAACUACACAGUACUGAAAUAUGUUGCCCAGUUCUUGUCAAAGGUGAUGGAUAGGAGUGACCUAAAUAAGAUGACAUCCCCAAACUUGGCUGUGGUAUUUGGCCCCAAUCUGUGCUGGUCGCGUGAUCAACAGAUGUCCUUGGCCAACAUUCAACCCAUCAACAUGUUCUUUGAUUACGUGUUUUCACACCAGGAAGAGAUCUUCCUUGUGUAGUCACUCGAAUCAUUCCAAGUGAAGAGCAGCAUUCAGCCAGCUCAUAUGUAGUCCAUGAAGACUGGACAGUAUCCACAAAAUUAUGUGAUGCUUGAAACUUGGGACUGAACAUUUGUUGUUGUCAUGUUGCUUUUGGUCUCCUGCUGCAUUUGUCUGGAGGCUUUCUCAUUUCAUCUUGCCUUGGAUCAUCCCCUCUUUCUUAGUGUACUCCUGUCAAGAUAGAAAAUCUGGCAAAGACAUCUUAACCAAAAUUCGAAGUUCCAGUGGUAGAUUCUGAUUUCACUUUGUGAUGAAAAUUUAAAAACUAAUUUUCUUCCAGAAAUUGUAGGAAAUAAAUUUAUUUCCCAGAGUCUUUUUAUCAGAGGUACAAGGCAAAUUUUCAUCAUCAUAAUGUGUUCUUGUCCUGCUAUCAUUUGCACCUUUGCGGUUACCUGGCUCGACGAACUUGUCCAAUUCUUCUAAUCUGUGUGGAGUUACUCAGACGUCAGGUUACUUACGUUAUUCACUGCCGGUUCAAGAGAAGCAAAUUAACAUUCACUCCAGAAUGGUGUCAUCGAAUGUAUAUUGUGUUGAUCCAGGAGUGAGGCUAAUGUCCUUCUUUCGAACAGACUCUGGGAACGAUUGUAUAAACGAGUGAAGUAAUUCAAUAAUCUAGCCCCUCAGGUAUGUUGCAAAUUUGCUACCUGCUGUUCAACCAAUGAGGAUUCGGACUGUUCUGCAAUUUCACUUACUGUAUUAAGAACCGAUCAUGGCUCCCGUUGAGUGGAAAAAAAAUUAUUGAGAAAGUGUCCCCCUUGAUUGAGGGUUGAGAACAUAAGACUGCCCCAUGAUUGUAUAUUUCCUUGAUUUCUUGCGUGAAAACCUUUUGUGCACCUCCACAUAUGAGAAUUCUUGCACUUCUAUUUAUGUGGAUGUGAGUGAGACAUGUGCACAGUUGCUGAAUGGACUGACCAACUCACACAAAACAAAGAGAUACCAGUGGUUUCUUCCUUGUAUAGAGAGAAACCCUAAAAAAAAAAAGACUGGCAAGUUUAUUGAGCAGUGAUCUUAUGAUGAGUGAGGAGAGUUGAAGCAUUGGUGUGGCAGAAAGCUCAAUUUCCAUUCCAAUGCCACGCCAGCAACUCGUCUAGUCAACGUCAUCAGUGCAGACACCACAAUUUCUUCGGCACCAGAUUCGAUUGCAAAAGCAGGAUUGCAAAACCUGAUUAUAUUAUUGGCAUAAGCUGUGAUCUGUUCGUAGAGGCUCGGUUCAGAGUUGAAAAGUCCAUGAGAAGCGGUACCCUGAGCUUACCCUAGAAAAAAAAUUCCAUUUUAUUUAGAAUGCCUGAGAUCUGAGAAAUUUCACAAAGUUCCCCCUUCCAACCACAAAGAUAGCCCAUUCCCUGUAUUUUUUUUAUGUGAACUUGGCCAUUGUGAUGAGUGAUUGUGAAUUUUCUUCUUUCUUGGGAGUGUCCUUCGCCUCAGAGAGAGGGUUUAUUAGUAACCUCAGCUUAUUAACUGUGCUGUGAAUCACACAGAAGUUAUGAAAUGAAGGAG